UGUGUUCACUAAAUUUAUUUUUUGUUUUUUUUUUAAAACAUUUUUUAAAGGCAACAGUGAAAGAAAUCAAAUUUCUAAAAUUAGAAUAAUUUGCUGCGUUUUGUUAAAGUAAUAAUUAUAAUAACAUUUGAUGGCUGGGCCAUUCAUAUCGCCGCUGCCGGGCGAUCUGCUCACGGAGUACAUGUUCGGCCGGAGGCGGCAGCGCCGCAAUCGCACCACGUUCACGCCACAGCAGCUGCAGGAACUGGAGGCGCUCUUCCAGAAGACACACUAUCCGGAUGUCUUUCUGCGCGAGGAGGUCGCGCUGCGCAUCAGCCUCAGCGAGGCGCGCGUCCAGGUUUGGUUUCAAAAUCGUCGCGCCAAGUGGCGUAAACAGGCGCGCCUCCAGCUGCUGCAGGACGCCUGGCGGAUGCGCUGCCUCAGCCUGGGCACGCCGCCAGUCAUAGCCGGCGGCGGCUCAAAUAGGCCGAGCAACGGAACAGCGGCCAAUGGUAACAAUCAAAUGCCAGAGAACUUAUCGGCGGGCGGUACAGCAGGCGGCAAGGAUGCCAUGAUCAAUGAUGUCGGCGUCAACGAUGUGCCACUGGCCAGUGGACAAGGCGCCAGCAAUUUUACAAUGAUGCAUCCGGCAUUCCAACAGCAGCAACAGCAGCCAACGCAUUCACAGACCGAGCACGAUAAGCUAUCGAAAACCUACACGGAACUGAAGCUGUACAAGGAGCCGACUGCGCAUGGUGUUUCCCAACUGGAUCUGGGCGGCAUGUCGGCCCUCGGCCCUGCCUCCGAUGAGGGCUCUGAUGGCUCCGAUUCCGAGGAGAUAGAUCUCACCUCGGGUGCCUGCAUAGAUUUCUCACAGAGCAGCAAAUUGCAACAGCAGCAACAACAGCAGCAGCAACAACAACAACAACAACAACAGCAGCAGCAGCAGGCGGCAGCUUUGGCGGCGAUACAGCCACAGCAGACCUCGAAUGGGGUGCAUUAGACCUGAAAGUGUAUAUAAAGAGCAAUGAUUUAUGCAUGUAAUAUUAAACUGCAUUUCAGUUAAUAUACUCCCUCUUUUUUUUUUUGUAUUAGAAAUUAAAGACACAAUUAAAAACUUAAACAUAGUCGAAAGUUUAAUGUAUUCGUUUUUAUCUUGGAGUUCAAAUGUGCGCCUUACAUUUUGAAUCGCGAGUCGAUUGUCGAUUUCUUAUCGAAAGCCGAUAAACUGUAUAACGAUAAAUUGUAUAACGGCUGCUGCUAAGUUAACAUACCUUAUGUUAAGCCUCUGUUCGGCUGUUGUGGGGAGACAUGAUAACAUAUUAUCUUAGGUCAAAUUUCAUCAGUAUUACCGCAACUUUACCGAUUAAAACCGCACAACACAACAACAAAUUUAUGUCAGAAAUGAAUAUGAUGAGUCAAUCGAAAGAAAAGUCAAGAAGAGCGUUCCCCUAUUUGAACUUACAUACGAACUACUUAACGCACAAUUGCUUAAGGGAAAUUAUGAUAUUCAUUGUGAAUGUUAGAGUUCGACAUAAAAGCUGAAAUUUUCUAGUCGAUUAAAACAUAAUCACAAUUGAUAUGUUAUUUAUGUUUUGUGCGCUGCAAAGACCGUUAGAUGUCUUUAGUCGGCUGUAAAAUUAAUCGAUACGUGCUGUAAAAUGCAACAGUCUGCUGUUAAAUACAGUUUUUGUUUCUGUUAUGAUCGCCAACAGAUAUUUUGAAUUAUUUUAAAAAGCAUAUUACUAUAAAUUAUAGUUGAAAUGUUUUAAUACGCAUAACUACGUAUGUACACAGUGUCUAAUGCCACCAAAGUUAUCAAUCGCAGAAAUCAGAAUUCAUGUUUGAGGAGGUUCGUAGCAUAUCUAGGGAGAGUAGAAUAAAAGAGGUGGAAAACUUGGUAAACUUCGAUGGUCGAAAAUCAAAGAUGAACGGCGACGAAUAGGAAGAUAAUGAGACCUUGCCAAUGUUGCCGAUUUGGAAAAGAUAGAAAUUGAUAUUGAAAAUAAAGGUGCAAAAUAUUAAUCAUGCUUUAUCAUUAUUAUUAAUAAUACUACCUACCGUAAUUCUCCGUUUUUUGAAAUCCAGAGACUCCCUUGAGGCCAGAGACAAGUUUCAAUUUUCUUUUAGCCCACAAUUUGAAUAUCAAUGUUAAGUUGUUUUUAUUUGUUGUUUAAUAAGUAAAAUCAUUUAUCAACAUAUGUAUAACUGAAUGUAGUUCUCUCCUCGCUUAUUGCUCAAUUUUCACUUAAUUGUCUAAUACAUAAAUAAUUUAAGAUUUACUUAACUAUAAAUUGUUGCAAUCGUAGCCGAUAUUGCAGGACUCUUCGCAUAAAACAAGACACAUUUUAAAAUGCAAAUAAAAAAUACUUUUGGAUAAUUUCAAUUAAUCAGUUGAAUCGAAACAAAACUUUACAAUUGUCUAAUUGUCUAGCAAAACAGUUUAGCAAAUUGUUGACAAUAAUUUACAUUUUACAUAUAAUUUAAUUGAAUUUAGUUUCGUUCAAAUAUUAACACAGGGCAAAUGAAAAACCGAAUAUCAUGUUACACGUAAAACAAUACACACAGAAAAAGUUAACCACAAAUUUGUUGGGCCUUUUUGUUUAGUAGUCAUUCGUUUAGCAAAAAAAAAAAAAAAAAAA
Molecule: messenger RNA, 2621 nt
Organism: Drosophila virilis
Lineage: Eukaryota; Metazoa; Arthropoda; Insecta; Diptera; Drosophilidae
Product: homeobox protein orthopedia
Biological process (GO): regulation of transcription by RNA polymerase II
Molecular function (GO): RNA polymerase II transcription regulatory region sequence-specific DNA binding; DNA-binding transcription factor activity, RNA polymerase II-specific
Source: RefSeq, a predicted model, not a curated record